UGGCUCAUCAUCCCCGCGCCUACCGGCACCGGCACGUCUUCUGAAAAAAUGGCCACCAUACAAUUCACCAUCGCUCCUCCAUCUUCUUCCCCUUCUCUUCUUGGUCUUAGAUUCAAACCCAGACCAACCAAACUCUUCGCCUUCUCACCAAAUCUAACAGUUAAACCCUCUUUUAAAGCCUCCCUGAAGCCCUUUAACUUCAUUUCUCCCUCCACAUUUCACUCUCUCGAAGCCAUCAAACCCUACGUUCUAUCAGAAUAUAAACCAAUUCUAAAAGGCUGGCUCUGUAGUCUUGUCUCUGUCUAUUCUCUCUCCAAAAUUGUCCCUAAAGUCGGAAAAUUUUCGGCGACGCUGAGCAAGAUUGACGCCAUUAAUUUGAGAGACGAGGGUUUGGUAUUGGGGGUAUUGCUUCUGGUUCGGCUAGUGGCUAGUUACUGGCAGCAAGCGUUUCUGUGGGACGCCGCUUUGAAUUCGGUGUAUAAGAUUAGGGUUUUUGUCUUCGACAAGGUUUUGCAGAGGGAUUUAGAGUUUUUUGAAGGUGGUGAUGCCGUUUCUCCUGGUGAUAUUGCGUAUCGGGUGACUGCGGAGGCGUCAGAUGUUGCCGAUACCGUGCAUGCUCUUCUGAAUACCAUUGUACCCAGUGCUCUGCAGUUAUCGGCGAUGGCAACGCAGAUGUUAUUUAUCAGCCCUACACUUUCUUUGAUUUCAGCCUUGGUUAUUCCAUUUAUGUCUCUUGUUAUUGCCCAUCUCGGUGAAAGGCUUCGAAAGAUAUCUCAAAGGGCCCAUCUUAGCAUUGCUGCUCUCUCGGCAUACUUGAAUGAGGUCCUCCCAUCAAUUCUUUUUGUGAAGGCAAGCAAUGCAGAGUUGUCUGAGAGUGCUCGGUUUCGAAGACUUGCUCAUACAGACCUAUCUGAAUGUUUGAAAAAGAGGAAAAUGAAGGCUCUCAUUCCUCAAAUCAUGCAAAUUAUAUAUUUUGGAGCAUUAUCAAUAUUUUUUGUUGGUUCACUGGUGGUUCCAAUUGGUGCUUUGGAUGGCAGUCUCUUGGUUUCUUUUGUAACAUCAUUGGUUCUAUUGAUUGAUCCAAUCCAGGGUGUGGGAAAAGCUUACAAUGAGUUGAAGCAAGGAGAGCCGGCUAUUGAACGCUUGUUUGAUUUGACUAGGUUUGAAUCUCAGGUGCUUGAGAAACCUGAUGCGGUUGAUUUAGAUUCUGUUAUUGGAGAGGUGAAAUUUUGUAAUAUCUCUUUUAGAUAUGGAGACAGGAUGCCUCUUAUUUUGAAUGGAUUGGACCUCCAUAUCAAAGCUGGUGAAACAGUUGCUCUUGUUGGGCCCUCUGGAGGAGGAAAGACAACCCUUGUAAAACUGCUUCUUCGACUUUAUGAUCCUUUAUGUGGUUGUGUAAUUCUUGAUAACCAUAAUAUUCAAGGCAUCCGCUUGAAAAGUUUAAGAAGACAUGUUGGUCUGGUUUCUCAGGAUAUAACACUUCUUUCAGGAACAGUUGUUGAAAACAUUGGAUAUAGGGAUCUGAUGACUAAAAUUGACAUGGAGAGAGCUGAGCUUGCAGCACAAACUGCAAAUGCUGAUGAAUUCAUUAGAAACCUUCCAGAAGGGUACCAAACCAAUAUUGGACCAAGGGGCUCAACAUUAAGCGGUGGCCAGAAGCAAAGAAUAGCUAUUGCAAGGGCACUCUAUCAGAACUGUUCCAUACUGAUUUUGGAUGAAGCAACUUCUGCUUUAGAUAGCAGGUCUGAGUUAUUGGUGAGACAAGCUGUGGAGCGAUUAAUGGAAAAUCGUACUGUGUUGGUCAUUGCCCACCGCUUGGAAACUGUUCUGAUGGCAAAACGCGUUUUUCUUCUGGAUGAUGGAAAGCUGGAGGAGCUAAAUCGCUCAGCUCUUUUGGGUGGUAAGUCUGAUUCCCUCUUAUCUACAGGGCUGGUGAUAUGAAAGCAUGUUGAUGGUACAAGUUACAACCAUUAGGAUGUGAUCCAAUCUGGACAUUGUCUUUUUGGGUUAGGGCUUUCCCCUUCAUGCAGCCAAUUAUACUUGUGCCAACCAAAAGGUGAUGGUACAACCAUUGAAAUUUGGUCAAGGAAACCAUGGAUAGAUAUUUCCAGUCACGAUGACAUCCUAUCUCUACCCAUAGAUAUUGUGGUUUUUGAGGUUGUUGCAUUUUCAUACGUACAUUUUUUCUUGGGAGAAAUACGAGGAUCCCAAAAGGAGCUCCAUUUUAUUUUGUAGCUUAUCAUGUAUUUGUUCUAUGAGUGUCUUAGAUUUUCUUGGUUUUUGUGUUUUUCUUAAAGAUUGAGAAAAGAGAUUGUAAUGGACCACACUUAUUUUAUAAUGAAUUAGGUCUUAAGUUAUAACUCCUUCGAA
This is a messenger RNA of Vitis riparia (riverbank grape), 2370 nucleotides long. Its product is annotated as ABC transporter B family member 29, chloroplastic. NCBI's taxonomy places the organism in Eukaryota, Viridiplantae, Streptophyta, Magnoliopsida, Vitales, Vitaceae. Gene Ontology annotation, molecular function: ABC-type transporter activity; ATP binding; ATP hydrolysis activity. Gene Ontology annotation, cellular component: membrane. Gene Ontology annotation, biological process: transmembrane transport. The transcript is spliced from 10 exons. The record is from RefSeq and is a predicted model, not a curated record. Bases 49 to 1941 code for a protein of 630 amino acids.